AAACACACAAUGAUACAGUACACUCUAAUGUAAACAAAAACCCCAAUGUACAAAUUAUUAAGCAGUCAACAUUUAGACUCAGGUCUUGAACCAUACAGUGAAGCAGAAUGGGUUUCCCACGGAUCUUGUUAAUAUGUGGAUUGGUGUACUCGGCUCAUGCUGGAAUCUUUAAAGAUGCUCAAAAAUUCGGCGAAGAUUUUAUUAAGGUUGAAAAAGACUUCUUCCAUGAUAUCGGAAAGGCAACCGGCCUCGAUAAGAUUGGUAGUGGAGGUGGGUUGGGAGGCCUAGGAGGUGGGUUUGACAAGCUCAAGAAGUUAACCAAGGGAAGUGACGAGGAUUGUAAAGUUAUCUGGGAAGAGCAUCAACAACCUCAUUGCUCUACAGAAUACGAGAAGAUCUGUCAUGAUGAACCUAAGGAGCAGUGUACUACUGAGUACAAUAAACAGUGCAGUACAGAAUACCAGAAUAAGUGUAACACUGAGUACUCAACUUCAUGUGUACAGGAAUCCAAGCAAGAAUGCAGACAGUGGGAGGAGGAUGAAUGUACGUCUGUGAGUGAACGACAGUGUAAGACCGAGUACAGUAAAGAAUGUACCCAGGUCUCUGAAAGACAAUGUUCUACAGAGUACAAAAAGGAAUGCUGGACUGAGAAUGAGAAAAAAUGCUGGACUGAACAGGAUAAGCAAUGUUGGGAUGAGCCUACCCAAGAGUGCAAGACUGAAUAUGAUCAGCAGUGCUGGACUGAAGAUAAACAAGAAUGUUCCUCUCAUCCACAGUGUGCACAGAUCUGGGAACAGAAGUGCAGUACAGCAUACAGAACUGUUUGCGAGGAUGAACAAGAAGGUGGAAAGAAAGGAAAGCGAGGAAAGAGAUCUUCUGGUUUGGCUGCUCUUGCUGGUUUAGCUCCCCUUGGCCUUCCCCUUGGAUUACCUUUAGCUGCUCCCUUACUGCUCCCUGCCUUGGCUGCUCCUCUGCUCAUUGUGAAGAAGAAGAAAUUGGGUCUGCUUGGUCUUCUUGGUCUCCUUGGUCUGAAGAAGCAUAAGGGAGGUGGUCAAGAAGAGGAAUGCUAUCAGGUUCCUGAAACUCACUGCACCUCUAUCCCCCACACCUCCAGCUAUUCCCAACACACUUCUUCCUACUCCAGCUCGUCAGCUAGGUAUAAGAGAGAUACUUCUGGAUAUGGAAGUCAGAAUUGUAUCACUAAAUACAAAACAGUUUGUCCCAGUAGCUUCACCUCCGCAUCAGGAUCCAAGAAAUACAAGCGUAGCAUCGGUAGUGGACUUGCAGGUCUGGCUGGUCUUGCUCCUUUUGGUCUUCCUCUACUAGCUCCCCCACUUUUAGCUCCCCUAGCUCUUGGUAAACUGGCUCUUAUUAAGAAGAAGAAACUUGGUCUCUUAGGUCUUCUUGGUCUUAUUGGUCUGAAGAAGCACAAGGGUGGCAAUGAACAAGAGUGCUGGCAGGUACCAGAAAGCCACUGUGCCAAGGUUCCCAUUGAGAAGUGCCAUGAUGUGCAAAAGUGCUGGACUGUUCCGUCUAAGCAGUGUAAGAAUGUUCCAAGGCAAGAAUGCUGGACUGUUAACAAACAGCAAUGUAAGAAUGUGCCAAGACAAGAGUGCAAGGAUGUGCCUAGAGAACAAUGCAAACAGGUUCCUCAGGAGAAAUGCUGGGAUGAGCCCCGUGAGACAUGUCGCCAGGUUCCUCAGGAAUCCUGCUGGGAUGAACCAAGGCAAACUUGUAGAAAGGUUCCUAGGCAGGAGUGUACUCAGAUUCCACACCAGAAAUGUACUCAGGUUCCUAAUGAAGUGUGCACACAGGUGCCCCAUGAGAAAUGUUGGGAUGAGCCCCAUCAGAAGUGUUGGACUGAAUCCCACCAGAAGUGUUGGAAUGAGCCAAAACAAAACUGCGGAUAUGUUAACGUUAAGGUUGCGAGACGAGUCUGCCACUGAUUUUAUCUACGGAUCUUAAUUUAAUUUUUAGAUAAUUAUGUAUUAAUAUUCUAUGAAUAAACGACUUUAUUAUUAC
This is a messenger RNA of Eurytemora carolleeae, 2022 nucleotides long. RefSeq lists its product as uncharacterized. The transcript is spliced from 9 exons. The coding region runs from base 108 to 1946 and encodes 612 amino acids. NCBI's taxonomy places the organism in Eukaryota, Metazoa, Arthropoda, Copepoda, Calanoida, Temoridae. The record is from RefSeq and is a predicted model, not a curated record.